Messenger RNA from Condylura cristata (star-nosed mole), 2317 nucleotides. It is a transcript of the gene EMILIN3, whose product is annotated as elastin microfibril interfacer 3. The record is from RefSeq and is a predicted model, not a curated record. Gene Ontology annotation, cellular component: extracellular matrix. Bases 1 to 2283 code for a protein of 760 amino acids. Gene Ontology annotation, molecular function: protein binding. The transcript has 4 exons. Lineage: Eukaryota; Metazoa; Chordata; Mammalia; Eulipotyphla; Talpidae.
AUGCGACAGCUGAGACCGGGGAUCAAGAUGAUGAAGACCAUGUCAAAUCAGCAAGCCGCCGAGACCAAUUACGCUGACGAAUUCCCGCAGAAGGCUCUCUGCGCCUAUGUGGUUCAGAGGAACGUGACCUGUGUCCUGCAGGAGGGAGCAGAGAGCUACAUAAAGGCUGAGUACCGGCAGUGCGGACGGGGCCCCAAGUGCCCUGGGACAGUCACGUACCGCACGGUGCUCAGACCCACAUACAAGGUUGGCUACAAGACCAUGACACAUGUUGCCUGGCGUUGCUGCCCUGGCCUCACUGGACAAGGCUGCCCUGAGCAUCUCAUGGGCCACAGGGCCACCCCACCUCAGCUGGAGCCUGAGCCCCAGAUUCCUUCAGCGCAGCUGGACCCCGGUUCCCGGCCUGCUCCUUCCAGCAGGGUGGUUCCCAGCCCACACGGAAGGAAAGGCCCAGGGCUGAUAGGUGAGCGGCUGGCACGCCUGGAGGGUGAUAUCCAGCGCCUGGCACAAGCAUAUGGUGCCCUCAGUGGCCUGGCGGCCAGCCAUGAGGAUCCCAACAGGAUGACUGGUAGCCCCAAGGCUCCUGCUACCCCUGUAGGCUUUGGGGUCAUCCCGGAGGGGUUUGUGCGCCCCGGAGACAGGGCUGGAGGGCCACUCACACCUGCCCUGGACGAGAUCUUGAGCAAGGUGACAGAGGUGAGCAACACACUCCAGACCAAGGUGCAGCUGCUGAACGAGGUGCGCCAGCUGGCCCUGGACCACGAGGCCCACCUGCAGCGACUGCGGGAGGCUCCCCCAUCUCCUCUCACCUCCCUGGCCCUGCUAGAUGAAUACGUGGACCAGCGGCUACACAGAUUCUGGGGGAGCCUCCUGGAUGGCUUCGAGCAGAAGCUGCACGACGUGCAGAGCGUGUGUGACCUGCGUGUGCAGGAGGUGCGGCAGCAGUGUGAGGAGGGCCAGGCGGCCAGCCGGAGGCUGCACCAGAGCCUGGAUGGCCGGGAGCUGGCCCUGCGCCGGGAGCUCUCCCAGCUGGGUACCCAGCUGCAGGGCCUGAGCGUGGCUGGCGGGGGCAGCUGCUGCAGCCAGGUGGCCUUGGUCAGUGCCCGCGUGGACAGUCUGGAAAGGAACUUGCAGGCUGUCGCGGAGACACAGAGGGGCCCCGGCCCCCUCACCAGAGAUGAGCUCACACAACUCUCUGCCGCCAUGCUGGAAGGGGGCGUGGACGGACUGCUGGAAGGCCUGGAGACCCCCAACGGGACGGAGAACGCGGGGAGGGGCUGCUGUCUGGGGGUGCAGGAGGGGGGGUGGGGAGUGAGCGGCUUCAGAAACACGUUGGAAGAGCGUGUGCACAGCCUAGAGGAGCGCUUGGUGACUCUGGCCAGGGAGCUGGGCCUCGACAGCACCCCGCCAGGCAGGGCGGCACGGCCCCUCGUGCAGACAGAGCUGGCCGUCCUGGAACAGCGGCUGGUUUCCCUGGAGACCUCGUGCACCCCCAGCACCACCUCAGCCAUCCUGGACAAUCUCGUGGCGGAGGUGAAGGCCUGGCAGAGCCGGAGCGAGGCGCUCUCACGCCAGGUUGCCAGCCACGCCACCCUGCUGCAGCAGCUGAAUGGCACCGUGGCUGAGGUCCAGGGGCAGCUGGCAGAAGCGGCAGGGAGUGCUCUCCAAGGCGAGAUCACCCUCCUCAAGGUCAAUCUGAACUCAGUGAGCAAGUCACUCACGGGCCUCAGUGACGCCGUCAGCCAGUAUUCUGAUGCCUUCCUGGCCGCCAACACCUCCCUGGAAGAGCGGGAACGCAAGGUGGAGGCCGAGGUCCACGCCAUCCAGGAGCAGGUCAGCAGCCAGGGCUCGAGGCUCCGGGCUGGCAGCAGGCACGUCCUGAGCCUGCGCGGGGAGCUGGAGCAGCUCAAGGCCGGUGUGGCCGACGUGGCCGUUGGGCUGAGCCGCUGCCAGGACACCGCGCGGGAAUUCCAGCACGCGGUGGGCCACUUCGACCAGAGGGUGGCACAGGUGGAAGGGGUGUGCGGGAGGCUGGGCCUGCCGGCCGAGGGCCCGGACAGCUCGUCCCCAGAGUCACUCAGGCCCGGGGGCGGCCUGUGGGGCCACGUGGACCAGCUGAACCGCACGCUGGCCCAGCACACUCAGGACAUCGCCCGGCUCCGGGAUGACCUGCUGCAGUGCCGGGCCCUGCUGGCUGAGCAGGCACAGCCAGGGCAGGAUGGCUGGGUGAGCCAGGGAGGACCCAACCCUCAGGCCCCGCCUUUGCUGGGGACCUCGCCCUGAGGCCUAGACCUGGCCUCGCCUCCUCUGGCCAGCG